GCGGACCCCCGACUGCCUUCAGCCCGCAGUCCCACCGCCUGCCAGGAGAUCUUAAAGGGGCCGCGGCCGCAAUCAGACGCUGAGCGGCUUGGGGAGGGGGUGGCUCAGUGACCCGGGCGCGGGGUUGAGGAUCCCAGUGGUCGAGCGCUGGAGGCAGGGCCCCAGCCUGUCGCACUCGCUGCACCUGCGGAAUGUCCCUACUGCUAGUUUCAGGCGCAGUUUCUCGAUCCACCAUUAGGGGGAAGGGAGCCCAGACCACUUGACAGCGGAUAAUCAUAACAAAUCUCACUUUGAUUCAGUGCUUUGCACAUGCCAGGGCUUUUACUCACCUCUCGAGUCGUCUUUGCCAAAACCCUAUAAGGUGCGCCCACAGCGCGGCCCCGCCCCCUUCUUGACUCCGCCCUCUCAGCGAGGCUCAGGUGCACAAGCCGGAAGUGCGCUCUCCCAGGUGAGUGACUAAACUUUCCGGGUCACGUGAGCGGGCGGAGCCGGUGGGGUCGGACCCACAGAACGACCGACGGACCGAGGGUUCGAGGGAGGGACACGGACCAGGAACCUGAGCUAGGUCAAAGACGCCCGCGCCAGGUGCCCCGUCGCAGGUGCCCCUGGCCGGAGAUGCGGUAGGAGGGGCGAGCGCGAGAAGCCCCUUCCUCGGCGCUGCCAACCCGCCACCCAGCCCAUGGCGAACCCCGGGCUGGGGCUGCUUCUGGCGCUGGGCCUGCCGUUCCUGCUGGCCCGCUGGGGCCGAGCCUGGGGGCAAAUACAGACCGCUUCUGCAAAUGAGAAUAGCACUGUUUUGCCUUCAUCCACCAGCUCCAGCUCCGAUGGCAACCUGCGUCCGGAAGCCAUCACUGCUAUCAUCGUGGUCUUCUCCCUCUUGGCCGCCUUGCUCCUGGCUGUGGGGCUGGCACUGUUGGUGCGGAAGCUUCGGGAGAAGCGGCAGACGGAGGGCACCUACCGGCCGAGUAGCGAGGAGCAGUUCUCCCAUGCAGCCGAGGCCCGGGCCCCUCAGGACUCCAAGGAGACGGUGCAGGGCUGCCUGCCCAUCUAGUUCCCCUCUCCUGCAUCUGUCUCCCUUCAUUGCUGUGUGACCUUGGGGAAAGGCAGUGCCCUCUCUGGGCAGUCAGAUCCACCCAGUGCUUAAUAGCAGGGAAGAAGGUACUUCAAAGACUCUGCCCCUGAGGUCAAGAGAAGAUGGGGCUAUUUACUUUUAUAUAUUUAUAUAAAAUUAGUAGUGAGAUGUAACAAAA
Molecule: messenger RNA, 1250 nt
Organism: Pan troglodytes (chimpanzee)
Lineage: Eukaryota; Metazoa; Chordata; Mammalia; Primates; Hominidae
Gene: CRB3
Product: crumbs cell polarity complex component 3
Exons: 6
Coding region: 680-1051 (123 amino acids)
Source: RefSeq, a predicted model, not a curated record